AUGGAUAUAAGAUCUAGCGAAGAGAUAUAUGGCGGGAGAUUAUUACGCGAAGUUGAUGAGAGCGAAGAGAGUUUGGAAUCGGAAAUUGAAGCUGAUAAAUCACACGAGCUUCUAACAACUGUUACCAAUACAUUGGAUUCCCGUCCGUCGAGAACUCAUAUACGUUCUCUAGAUGAACUGUGGUCUCAUUCCUAUCAAAAUCAACCGAGACUGUCUGUUUCGGGGAGACAGUUGCCGCUGCUAAUUCAUAUAUUAACCACACUUCUGAGUAAUGAUGAUGGAAAGGUAGGAAAGUGCGUUGUAUUAAUCGAUGUGCAUUCGAGAUUUUCUCCUUCGUUUCUAGCAUUUCAAGAUGAAGAAGAAAAAGAAGAUGGUGAUGAAAGACUUGAAGCUGGACAGGAGGAGAGAUUAAAGAAGUCGGAUCUCAAACAUCUUCAUAUCUUUAGACCUUCAGCUCAGAACCUGGAAAGCACGUUGAAGGGGGUGGAAGAGUAUAUGUUGUAUGGGGAUCAUGAUAGUUAUGGGAGGGAGUUUGGAGGGACGAUACUUUUUGGGGUUGAGGGGAGGGAGGGGGUAGAUAUGGGGAGUUUGAGGGGGAUGGGGAGGCCGGAGGUGGUGAUGGGGUGGAGAGGGUGGUUGAGGGUGGAGAGGGAAGAGGUUGGGGUGUUUGGAAUGGGGGGGUAG
Molecule: messenger RNA, 684 nt
Organism: Botrytis deweyae
Lineage: Eukaryota; Fungi; Ascomycota; Leotiomycetes; Helotiales; Sclerotiniaceae
Exons: 2
Coding region: 1-684 (227 amino acids)
Source: RefSeq, a predicted model, not a curated record